Plasmodium reichenowi is the source of this 1206-nucleotide messenger RNA. Its product is annotated as nucleolar preribosomal assembly protein, putative. Gene Ontology annotation, biological process: maturation of LSU-rRNA; maturation of 5.8S rRNA. The transcript is spliced from 2 exons. Gene Ontology annotation, cellular component: nucleolus; preribosome, large subunit precursor. The coding region runs from base 1 to 1206 and encodes 401 amino acids. The record is from RefSeq and is a predicted model, not a curated record. Lineage: Eukaryota; Apicomplexa; Aconoidasida; Haemosporida; Plasmodiidae.
AUGAAUAACGAUUCAGUGACGUGGGAAAUAUUGGGUAAAGGGAAAUGUUCCUUUAAGAAAAAAGUAGAUACUGAAAUAUUUUGUUUAAAUGAAUAUAAUGUAACAGGUUUAUGUACAAAAUCAAAUUGUCCGCUAAGUAAUAGUGUAUAUUCUACAAUAAUAUUAGAUAAGGGUGAAAUAUAUUUAUAUAUGAAAUCUGUUGAAAGAGCACAUUUACCUAGUGCGUUAUGGAGUAGGGUGCUUUUGAGUUUAAACAAAAAGGAAGCUUUUAAUGUUAUUUAUAAAGAGUUAAAAUUUACACAGAAUAUAAAACAUAUAAAGAAAUGCAUGAAGAGAUAUGUAAGGAUAAAAGAAAUAUUAAAGAGGAGUAGAAAACUCAUAUUACAAAAACAAGUAAAAAUAAUGCCUAUUAAGAAGAAAACGGAAAGGAGAGAUAAAACAAGAGAAAAAAAAGCUUUAAAAGCUGCAAACCUUUUAAAUAACGUAGAAAAGGAAUUGUUGAAUAGAUUAAAUACAGGAAUUUAUGGAUCUCUGUAUAAGUUCUUAACUCCUAAAAAGAAAAUGAAAAAUAAGGAUUCUGAAUUAACAAAAAUAUUUGAUGUGAUGGGGGAGAAUAAAGAUGAAAUGAAAAAGAAGGGGAAAAAAGGAAAGGACGAAAAUGUAAAUUAUGAGACAAUGUCUCAGGAGGGUGCAGGCGGGGAGGAUGAUGAAGAUGAAGAUAUAGAUAUGGAUGAUGAUGAUGAAGAUGUAGAUAUGGAUGAUGAAGAUGUAGAUAUGGAUGAUGAAGAUGUAGAUAUGGAUGAUGAUGAUGUAGAUAUGGAUGAUGAUGAUGUAGAUAUGGAUGAUGAUGAUGAAGAUGUAGAUAUGGAUGAUGAUGAUGAAGAUGUAGAUAUGGAUGACGAUGAAGGUGGUAUAUAUGAUGAUAAUGAUGAGGAUGACUAUGAUAAUUAUAAUGAUAAAGACAGCGUUGAAGAAAGUAGCUCAAUAAGUAAUGAUAAGAAGAAGAAAAAGAAAAGAAAGAGAAAAGAAUACAAAAAGGAAUAUGUUGACAAUGAGCACAUAAAAAAUUUACAAGCAAAUGGGAAGCUGGCAAUUGACGAUGAUGAAAUAGAAGAAAUGAAUCAUAAUUUUAGAAGAAAAAAAAAAUCAAAUAAUAAAAAGGAAAAAGGCAAGAAGAAGAUUAAAAUGGUUUACGAAAAUGACUAA